This is a messenger RNA of Penicillium olsonii, 927 nucleotides long. The record is from the annotation of a GenBank genome assembly. NCBI's taxonomy places the organism in Eukaryota, Fungi, Ascomycota, Eurotiomycetes, Eurotiales, Aspergillaceae.
AUGCUAAACCACAACCUAACCACAAAGCAAACCCCACCAGCCGGCCUCCCAGUCCACAAACUCUACAUCUACAAAGCAGUCGACAUAACCCACGAGUACUACCUAGCCAUAACCUUCGACCGACGCCGCAGCUCCCCAAUCAUCCUAAUUUCCGAUUCCGGCGGCGUAGACAUCGAAACCAGCGACAGACUGCACCAGCUAUGGUUCCAGCUUGAGACUGGCAUCACGCCAGAAAUCGACGCCUAUAUCCAGGCUGAGCUGGGAUUCUCGGACUCAGAGAUGAAGGUCAUUCACAAGCUUCUUUGUGAUAUGGUUCGACUGUUUCGGGAAAAGGAUGCGACUUUGCUGGAGUUGAAUCCGCUGGUCAAGACUGCUGAUGGGUUCGUUUGUCUUGAUGCCAAGUUCGAGUUUGAUAACUCUGCUAGGUUCAGACAGGGUGAUAUCUUUGCUUGUGAGGAGGGUGGUGAUGAGCAGGAGGUGAGGGAUGCUGAGAAGUUGGGGCUUUCGUAUGUCAAGUUGGAUGGAAAUAUUGGGAAUAUUGUUAAUGGGGCCGGGCUUGCGAUGGCGACUAAUGAUUUGAUUACGCUGGUGGGUGGACGGUGUGCGAACUUCUUGGAUGUUGGGGGAGGCGCAACUAGGGAUGGCUUGGUCAAGGCAUUUAAGAUCUUGUGGGGAGAUGAAAGGGUGAAGGGGGUGUUGAUCAAUAUUUAUGGAGGUGAGUGUCACUCUCGAGAUGGAGAUACGUUGCUGAGACUGAUGUUUCCAGGAAUUGUGCGUUGUGAUAUGAUCGCCGAGUCAAUUAUCGCUGCUGCAAAAGACAUCGGGGGGUUCAAAAUGCCUGUAGUUGUCAGAUUGCAGGGUACGAAUUCUGAGAAAGGGCUCAAGUUGGUCAGUUGGCAGGAAUCUGGAAUUUCCAAGGUGAACUGA